This is a messenger RNA of Podarcis raffonei (Aeolian wall lizard), 4694 nucleotides long. RefSeq lists its product as uncharacterized. Lineage: Eukaryota; Metazoa; Chordata; Lepidosauria; Squamata; Lacertidae. The coding region runs from base 1574 to 2059 and encodes 161 amino acids. The transcript is spliced from 8 exons. The record is from RefSeq and is a predicted model, not a curated record.
UAUAUUUCUUUCUAUUUCAUCAUUUAAGAGUGUUGAGAGCUGUGUUUGUAAUAUUUUAAUGGUUUGGUUUGCGAUCUCGUUUUUUGGUGUUUUCGCUAAUAAUUUUUCUUGUUUGCCUAUUUCUUCUUGUAAAUGCUUGAUUUUAGCCUCUCUUAUUCUUUUUUGUAUUAUAUUUUGUUUAUACAACAUGUUUUUAGAUUGGCCUUGAGAUAUUCUUUGAACCUCUUUUGUUGGCCACCAGCAUUACGCCUUCCAUUUUUAAGUUUGGAAUAGAGUCGUUGCUUUGGAAGACAAUCAUCAGGCAUCCGAACCACAUGACCAGUCCAACGAAGUUGGUGUUGAAGAAUCAUUGCUUCAACACUGGUGAUCUUUGCUUCUUCCAGGACACUGGUGUUAGUUCGCCUGCCUUCCCAAGUGGUGUGUCACAUUCUUCGGAGACACCAUUGAUGGAAUCUUUCAAGGAGUUGGAGAUGGCGUUUAUAAGUGGUCCAUGUUUCACAAGCGUACAGCUGGGUUGGUAGUUCAAGAGCCUAGACUGAAACUUGAAAGACUAGUUUCAAUGGACCAAGAAUGCUUUUCAUGGCUGGUUCUGACUUUCCCCUUUUCCCGGUGGGAAUUCCUACUUGUAGAGCAGAGGCCACGGCUGGUUGGCAGCUGCAGUGCCUGUGUGCUUUGUUCUGUUGUUGUUGUCAGUGCUUUGUGCUGGAGGGCACUGUUUCGUGGCGCUCAUUGGUUGCUAUUGGAUAUUUGGAUAGUCUGAGCUGAUUGGUUGAGCGCCUUGCAAGCGAAAGGCUCGGCCUUCAUUAGGGCAAAUGUUCUACCCUUAUUUAUGGCAGCCUUUGGAAUAGAAAAAGGAAAGGACUGUGUCAGGAUGUUUUUGUGGGUAUAUUUGCAGACGUGAAGGUGUUGAUCUGGGGUACAGUCGGAGUGGGGUAUGGUGCCUGCUGGAGGGUGAAACCCCUCGCCACCCUUUCCAAAAAUUCUGGUAACAAUGCUUCAUGAAAUUUAUACACUGCUUGACUUCAUGAAUGAGGGGGCCAGGCUCUCUGGGCCCUGACAUGGCGGUAGCUCUUGAACCCAGAGCACUUGGGACCUCCUUUCUCUCUCUGCCAGCCCUUCAUGCUUUGGGCUGCCUCUUUCAGGCUCUGAUGAUGCCCCUUCAGGUCACUGAACUGCAGACAGAUGGAAGGAAUUGGUCAGAGUGGGCCGGCAAGGAUCAAUUAGGCUCCACAUACGUAUUUCUGUUCUGCCAAUUCGGCAGUGGUUCACUGUAUUCUCCAGACUCCCCUCCUCACCCCCAAACACCCCCCAAGAAUUGGGGCUGCCAGCACCUGAGUCACUCUUUCCGCUCAUCUCUUCUAGGAUCAGGUGCUUAAGACGCCUCUUCAGGCGCUGCCACAGGGUGGCCCCCCAGCCAGACACAGAGCAGCCCGUGGCACCAGUUCUGCUGCGGUUCAGCAUCCCAGCCCCAGGGCUGCUGGAGGAUGAACAGCGCUACAUCCUGGGGGUCAUUGAGAGCUGCCAGGCAGCGGAGCUCAGGGGGCUCCGAUCCCUGAAGUGCUCCAAGGAGGAGAUGGCCCAUAAAAUUCUGGACAUCUUGGGGCCCUUGGAGCACUUCAGGGAUUGCCCCCUGACUCUGGCCCUUGCCUUGGAGGCCCUCCUCCAGCUAAGCACGAUGAGGCCCAAAUUCACCUCCGACAUGAUCAGUGCCAUCCUGCACAGGAUGUUGGAGGCCGUGUUGAGUGGGGCCAAGGAGGAGGAGGAGGAGGAGAAGAGAGAUGAACUGAAGAGGCACUACCGGCUUCUGCUGGGCAGUCUUCUUAUGGAAGCACCCAACCCUGGCACCCUCCUCCAACUUCUCAGUGACCUCAGAGGAUACGCCCUGGGGGAAAGUGGGGAGGUUCAACAACUUGCGGCCAGCAGCAUCUCUUUGCUGCUGGCCAUUGCCAGGAAGUACCCCAAACUCAGAAUGACAGUCGUUCGGCCGGAACUGGCUUGCUUCCGCCGGAAGCCAAAAGAAGGUAAGCCCCACACCUUGGAGACAGCGCCCUUUGACUAAAGGCCUGUGGGGAAAUCUCAUUUUCAUUUUCAUUUGCAUUCUCUUCUCAUUCUCUUCCAUCCAGAUGACAUCAUCAUUGAAGAUCUAUAGCCGUAACUGUCUGCAGCGACGUUGGAGAGGCUAGGGUCUGAGGAUCAGGAAAGCACUCAGCGUCGGCUACUGGAACAGUUUGAACUGCUAGAGGACCACAGUAGGCGACUCACAGAGCGGCUACACCAGUUGCAGAGCCAGGCGGGACCUGAGGGUCAACAGAGGCAGCAGCUAGAAGCCGGUGAGUGCCAGCCAGGACUGUCCAGUCGGACUCUAAAGAGAGAGUCAGGAGAGAUUGCUGGAGACCCCACAGAAGGGGCUCAGCAAGCACCAGCAGAGAUGGCAGAUUUCCAGUCUUCCCAAGUUGUAAAUAUUGGGGGAGGCAUCCCUUUUGAACUUCUCUCAGAAAGCAACUGGCUGAGUUGGUCAAUAAAAAUGCAGCAGUUGUUAAGGAGAGAUGGACUAUGGGACUGUGUUGAAACUGAGGUUUUGAGACGGGACUCUACUGAGAAAAGACGGCUGGAUGAAAGGGCUCGUGCCCAAAUUAUGCUGUGUUUGAGCAACUCUCAGUUAUUGCAUGUAGCAAAUGCCAGCACAGCGUUUGAGUGCUGGAAUUUAUUAAGGGCAAUGCAUGUCAGAGAAACUGCUGGAACUAUAAUUUCUCUGACCAGAAGGCUGUUCAGGACUGUUAUCAAAGAAGGUGAGAGUUUGGCAACUCAUCUUCAAACGCUGAAAUCUCUGUUUCUUCAACUACAACAGAGAGGUAAGCGUUAUGAUGAAACUGACCAAACCUACAUUAUCCUUUCAAGUUUGCCUGAAAGCUGGUUGCCUGUGAUUAACAGCAUGGAGAGUAUGCAUCCCCGAGAUCUGACCCUUGAGUAUGUGGUUGGAAGAUUGACCGAAGAAGCAGAAAGAAGGUCAGAUAGACAGGCUGAACUCCAAGAGCGGAGGAGUUACAGCCGAAGGGGCCAGCAGCAGGAUCUGCCAAUGGGGCAACGCCAAGUUUGGGACUUGGCCAUGGCGGUGAGGAGAUGCUAUAGAUGCAGCCAAGCCGGGCAUCUCCAACGUCAGUGCAGGGCAAGACCUCCAGGAGAUGACAUGGAGCAGAGACAGCAAUCGACGCAGAAAUGUAAGCAGAAGGGGUUCUCUUCAGGGAAGAAGAACACGCGUUCUGCUCAACUUGUGUCUGCAUUUUCUUGAGAGGAGAGGAAGAUACCUCGAGGAACAUGGUUGCUGGACUCUGGUAGCAGCAGGAUUAUCUGCAACAGUUGGGAGGACUUUAAGACCCUGGGGAAGCCAGCUGAUGGAAAAGACUCAAUCUAUCUUGCUGAUGGUCAUAGAAGCAAGACUGAUGGCCAGGGAACAUGUUUCCUGCAGUGCUUCAACACUACUCUACCAGAGACUCUGUUUGUCAGCAGUUUGGACUAUUGUUUACUGUCUGUAAGCUGUUUGAUUAAUGCAGGGUAUAGUGUUAAGUUCACGCAGGAUGGUUGUCUGAUAAAGAAUGGAACUCAGGUAUGUGGCCAUGCAAAGUUGGAAAAUGGGUUAUAUGUAAUGCAGGACAAGUCUGUUAAAGCAGCCCAGGUGGUUCAGGAUAAUUUGCCAGUUCAUAAGGGGUGUACAUGAACUGCACAGAAAACUGGGUCACGCCAAUUUCCAUGUGCUUUCAGAGAUGCAAAAGGUGUGCAAGAACCUAAAAGUAAAUAGCUGUAACUGUUUCCUAGAUUGCAAUGUAUGUAAAAUGGCCAAAUCUAAGAGGAAGCCUAUGGCUUCUAAAAGUGACAGAGUAUCUAAAGAAGUUUUAGAACUUGUCCAUUGUGACGUGAUAGGCCCUUUCCCACAGAAGACUGAAGGGGGCACCAGAUAUGCUUUUCUGGUAACAGAUGAUAAAUCACGUUUUAGUUGGUUGUUUUUGUUAAAGCAGAAAUCGGAGUGUUUCCCCACAUUCAGAGAAUGGGUUGCCCACGCUGAAAAGCUCUUCGCUCGCCCUGUUGUGCAGUUGCAAACAGAUAGGGGUGCAGAUUUUCUGAACAAACAGUUUGGAGCAUGGUUGCGAUGUAAGGGGAUCACUCACCGUUUGACUAACCCUUAUAGCCCUGCUGAAAAUGGUCUGUGUGAAAGACGUGGGGCUGUAAUACAGUCAGUAAAGGAUUGCCUGCUAGUGGAUGCAGGAUUGGGUAACAACCAUAGGCUGUGGGGUGAGGCUUUCCUUACAGCAAGCUUUUUGAUUAAUAGAAGCUGGUCUAGCUCUAUAAAAGAUAUUCCUUAUCGUGUGUUGUUUGGGAAAGAACCAGAGUGGACAAUGCUUCAUAACUGGGUUCUUGGGCUCAUGUAAAUAUCCCCAAAGCUCAGCACCAGAAAGGGGCGCUAGAGCGCAGAGACUGCGGUUUGUGGGAUAUCAGCCCUAUGGCAAAGGGUGGUGUUUCAAUUUAUGCCCAGAACGCGUGGUUCUGUCACAAAGCGCAGACUUUGCUGACCAGGACAGAUGGACUGCGAUCCAUGCCAACUCAGAUUGCCUACUGCCUCUGCAAGUAAGAGAAGAGGCUUCUUCUCAGCCAUUGGCAACACAGGAGCAGGAUGAGGAGGCACAGAUUUCUCCAAAAGA